AUGGAUUUAAGCACGGGUUCAUCUAGUACUACUAGAUAUUUGGGAGGUUUGAGGAAGUGUAAUUGUGGAUUGCCAGCCAAGAUAUUCACAUCAAAGACCAAAAAGAAUCCAUGGAAAAGGUUAUUUGGGUGUCAAUUGUAUAAGGAUGGUGGAACGGAGCCUCGCAAGUAUUUUAAGUGGUUUGAUGAUGAAGAGUCUAAACGAUUGUCGCGAAAUGCAUUGAGUCAAGCUAUGGCAGAGAUUGAAGAGAAGGAAUACAUUAUCCAUGAACUAAGAAUGACCGUUAUAGAACUUCGUACUGGUUUGGAGAAGCAUGUGGAAGACGCAGAAAAAGUUAUAUAUAGGCAACGAUUGAUCAUAACAGGAUUAUCCGGAUUGCUUGUAUGUGCCAUUGGAGCCAUUAUUUUUGGUUGA
This is a messenger RNA of Capsella rubella, 414 nucleotides long. RefSeq lists its product as uncharacterized. Bases 1 to 414 code for a protein of 137 amino acids. The transcript is spliced from 2 exons. Lineage: Eukaryota; Viridiplantae; Streptophyta; Magnoliopsida; Brassicales; Brassicaceae. Gene Ontology annotation, molecular function: zinc ion binding. The record is from RefSeq and is a predicted model, not a curated record.